Nothobranchius furzeri (turquoise killifish) is the source of this 2708-nucleotide messenger RNA. RefSeq names its product Rho GTPase activating protein 25 (gene arhgap25). Gene Ontology annotation, cellular component: phagocytic cup. Gene Ontology annotation, molecular function: GTPase activator activity. Gene Ontology annotation, biological process: activation of GTPase activity; negative regulation of small GTPase mediated signal transduction; phagocytosis, engulfment. The record is from RefSeq and is a predicted model, not a curated record. Lineage: Eukaryota; Metazoa; Chordata; Actinopteri; Cyprinodontiformes; Nothobranchiidae.
UUUCUUCUUGUGGCAGCCGUGAGCAUCAGUUGCAUAAAGAGUCUCACACCAACGCCUGUGAGUGAAACCGCCCUGAUGCAGACAUUUAUACUCCUCUAUCAUGACAAGUACCAACAUGGAAGUGGAGGCAACAUGAAGGAACACGUUAUGAAUAGCUGCAAAAAAGAAGAAUUAACCCACAGGAAGUAGGAAGUGUCAUCUGAAUUAUCACCACUGCAAGUUUGUGUGUGUGUGUGGGGGGGGGGACUGAGGCACUGACCCGUGCUGCUGGAUAAUGUCUCUGAAACUACCUCGUAACUGGGACUUCAGCACCUUCAAGGUUGAGACGAGUCGGAUAGCCCGGUCCAAGAGUGUGAUUCCUGGAGAAGGGGGUCCUGGACCUGGCUCCCCGAGCUCCCCCACGUCCAUGGAGAGGCCACUAAAGGCCGGCUGGCUGAAGAAGCAGCAGAGGUCUUUAGUGAAGAACUGGCAGCAGCGCUACUUUGUGCUGAGAGGAAGCACUCUGACCUACCACAAAGACGACAAGGAGAACACCUUGCAGGGAGUCAUCCAACUACGCUCCAGUAAGGUUAAUGAACUCCUGCCCAGCUCAGACGACACCGGGAAGUUCCUCUUUGAGAUUAUUCCACGUUCAACUGGAGACCGAGAGCGAUGUUCUUGUGUGUUGAUGGCAAACUCCCAGAGCGACCUGGAGGAUUGGGUCCGCGUGCUGCGUAGAGUCAUUGGAGUACCGACUAGUGGAGUGUUUGGGAAGAGUCUCAUUGACACCCUAACUUAUGAGCAGCGCUUUGGACCUCACAUGGUACCGAUCCUGGUGCAGAAGUGUGUGGAGUUCAUUACAGAACAUGGGCUGAAUGAGGAGGGCAUCUUCCGCCUCCCUGGACAGGAAAAUGCUGUCAAACAGUUCAGAGACGCCUUUGAUGCAGGAGAGCGGCCCUCGUUUCCCAGUGACACAGAUGUCCACACGGUGGCGUCGCUGCUCAAACUCUACCUGCGAGAGCUUCCUGAGCCGGUCAUCCCAUGGUCUCAGUACCAGGACUUCCUGGACUGCACCAACCUGCUGGACUCCAUCAACACAGAGCAGGGCUGGGAAAGGUUGGACAGACAAAUUGCUCUUCUCCCCAGAGUCAACUACAACCUCCUCAGCUACGUCUGCAGGUUUUUGUUUGAGGUGCAGAAUCACUCCACGGUGAAUAAGAUGAACGUGGAGAACUUGGCAACAGUGAUGGGAAUCAAUCUGCUCAAACCUCAAAUAGAAGAUCCGAUCACCGUCAUGAGGGCAACUCCUCAGAUCCAGAAGCUGAUGACGGUGAUGAUCAGACAGCACGAGACUCUGUUUCCUGUCUCCAAAGAUGUGCUCCCCCCCUCACCCUCAACCAAGACGGAGAGCCAGAAAAAUGCUCCUCGAAGCUUUGUGGGCUGGGAGUCUUCUGAGAUGGGCGACGUAUCUCUGUCCGAGUCUCCGGAAGAGGAGGAAGAUGACGACAGCCCAGGCCCUCUUAGAGGGGACUCCAACCCCCAGAGAGUCCUGCAGGAGCCCCUCUCUCCUGGCUCAGACGACUGGCUAGGAAGUCCUCGCAAACGCACACAAACCCUGCCCAGCUUUAACUGUCCCCUCACGGGGAUGGCAGCCAAGGCGGAGGCCCUAAACAGGUGGAGUCGCUUUCAAGAGAGCGUGGAGGAGAGGUGUGGCACUCUGUCAGAGGACAUUUUUAAAAUGCUGGACCUGCGGACAUCGGGAACCUUUUUUGGGGGGUCUCAGAUGAGCAACAAAACAGCGGAGGAUAGAUUUACAUCCCGAAGGGGAAGUGACCACACUUGCACUUCUUCUACUGGUUCCCAAAAACCCGAGAGUGACCCCCAGCCUGUGCAGGUUGUGUCCAACCAAAAGAUUGUGGAGACGUUGAGGGUGAUCAGUCCGGUGCAGCUGGCCAACAGCAGACCAGAGCAGAAGGAGGACCAGCAGCAGCUCGUGAACACUUUGCAGCAGGAGAACAAGGAGCUGAAGGCCGCCGUGGCAGAGCUGCAGGCUGCUUUGGAGGCAGAGCGCUGCCGUGUGGCUGCUCUGGAGAUCUGCCUAAAGAAUGCAGAGAGCAGCAAAGAAGAGGCCCAGAGGCGCAGCAAGGAGCUGCAAACAGACAUUCAGAAGUUCUUAGAGAAACGAGCUCCUUCCUAACAGACCUUUUCACACCUGUGAGCGUGCUUUUGUUCAUCUGAUAACCUCGACACAGCUCGCUGCAUCCUUCCAGUGCUGGAUCCUGCCGACUUGAUCAGUUUUGGACCUAAAGAGAAGCUGCUGGCUCGUUUUUCUGUGCCAGUCUCUAGCAGUAAGAAACGUUCGAUGGACUUUACCGCCACGGUCCAGUUAGAGGCUUAAACACGCGUCAUCUGCCCCAUCAGAGCCACACCUGGCACAAACAACCCACCUGUGUCGUUCAGAUGUCACCCGUCAUGAAACUGAACUACGAGUUUAUUAUCGACAAAAAGAUUCAGAACAUUCGUUCAUGUUUGAGUAUUUCUUCAAUCCGGUGCAAAAACAGGCCUAAAGAGAGAAAAAAGGGCUGGAAUAAUGAAGGAAAUUAGAAAUAAAUGAAGUGAUGUCAUGUUAGCGUGUGUCUUAUUUGUGCUGAGCUCUGCUGUAACUUCAAAUAAUCCAGAUUUGGCUUCACUUGGUCACACGAGUCUUUCUAAUAAAACCUGAAGAUUAA